AUGAAGAUCGUGCAAGUUCUCAUCUCUACCAUCGUGCUGAUGAUGGUGAUGAAGACCGUUUUCGGUGCUUGUCCAUACGUUCUACCACCCCCAAAUGUGUGCGGUCCCAACGAGGAGUACUCCGAAUGCGGUACGGCCUGUGAGGAGACCUGUUCGACUCCACCAACCCAAGCCUGCACGUUGCAAUGCGUUCAGGGGUGCUUCUGCAAACCGGGAUACGUUCGAGAACACGAAAAAGGUGCCUGCAUCCCGAAAUGCAAGUGCCCUCCUUGUUACUGA
This is a messenger RNA of Anopheles coustani, 279 nucleotides long. RefSeq names its product chymotrypsin-elastase inhibitor ixodidin-like. The record is from RefSeq and is a predicted model, not a curated record. The coding region runs from base 1 to 279 and encodes 92 amino acids. The transcript has 2 exons. NCBI's taxonomy places the organism in Eukaryota, Metazoa, Arthropoda, Insecta, Diptera, Culicidae.